GCGUUUCAGUGCUUCCUCGACAACGAGCAAGCAGAUGAGUGCGGAGACGCUGUCCAACACAUUUGACGACUUGACGGAAGUGAUUCACGAGAUGGGAUCGCCUGAACGGAUGGAGGUACCUGUGCUUCCCUCUGUCGAUGGCGUUGCCGUCCUUCCCUCUGCCGACGAUAACGCUAUCCGGGCCCCAGUCGCAGCCCACACCGACGAAACGACCCCCGUCGACCUACCGCCACCCGCGCCGACUGCAACGACCGUGUCCAAACUCUUCAAGGUGGCGUCGUCGUCUGUGUCUACGAGACAAAUUCGUAAACCUCUUGGCAAACAGCAGCAGCAGUCCACCGAAGUCAUCGCGUCCAAAGUCAACACGACACCGCCAGUCACGUCGCGACUGGCCCGUCCGUCGUCGCUGCCAAAGGCCCCAUCUACGGCAGAGAUCAAGGUGAAGCCAGCGUUCUUCCUCGCGCGCCUCCCUCGCGCCAUCUACGCGCCGCUGUUUUCAUACUUUCCCAUCGACUCGCUCAAGAGUUUGUCGGAAGUCAGUCCGGAAAUGUACCACAUGGUCAACUCGAACUACGCCCACUGGUCCUCCACCCUCCGCCAGCCUGACGACCCCACGUCCGACACGCUCUUGGCAGACGCGAUGGUCAAAAUCCAAGCCGCCCGCGCCGCCGCGCGCGACGCGCUCGUCGGACUCGGCGACGUGCCCGCGUUGAUCAAAGUCGAGGACCUCCGCGUCCUGCGCACGUAUCGGAACCCCCCGCCGGCAGUGCUGCGUCUGUCCAAAGCGCUCGUCCAGUUGCUUCGGUUCAGUCCCCCCAAAGGCGCCGGGGUCGACGCGCGCGCCGCGGCCGGCGACUGGGGCGUGAUCAAGACGCAGUUUCUCGACCUCAAGACUAUCAUCCGUGCGCUCAAGACCGCGGCGGACGCCGUCGUCCAUGUGCCGCUCUCGGUCGCCCGCAGCCACUUGGAUGAGAUCGUCGCGGUCGCCUGCGGACCCGACCUGGACGAAAUCAAGUUCAAGCGCGUGUGUGCAGCGUUGGUGCCGACGUUGACCGUGACACGAAAGAUCGCGGCGGCGAUCAACGUGGAGCUACGGGCGCUGGAUGUGACACUGUUGUACAAGCGCCGCGCCACCGUAUCGCAUGCGGACGUCGGGGAGAUCGUGGCCAAGUUGACGACGGACCACGCGCAGCCGGAAGCCAGCCCCGCGACCAGUCCGACCCACGCUAAAGCCAAGCGAAUUGUACCCAAGUCCACAGUGGUGCUCAAAGUCGGAACCGCCAAGGCGGUGGCGGCGGCUGCUACGCCGGACAAAGCCCCCGCGCUGGUCCGGAAAACCACCCCCCGCCCCGUGAGUGCCGCCCCACGCCCCCGGCUGCAUGUUGUCGCUUCCCCUGCCACCAUCGCAGAGCACGCCGCGUCGUCGUCGUCUAACACGUCGACUCCCCGAGCCUCCUUGUCGUCCGCGCGAGGCACGACGACAACGACGACAACCAAGAGAUCGGCAGUGGACCUUGGCAAGCCGGCUGUUGUUGCUUCGACCGUGAAGAAAGCCGCCGCGACUACCUUGGCCGCCGAUGCUCCGUCCUCCUCUGAACCCCACGUGCCAAAGCGAACGCCGCUGUCGGCACGGGCGUUGCCGUCGAGGACGUCGGCACUGGCCAAGCGGACCAGUACGUUAAACCCUGCCGACGGAAGCAGUGGAGUGAAAAAAGCAGUAUCUGCGACACCGUCUCCCGCCACGUCGUCGAUGGCGUCGCUGCGGGCGGACCUUGAGGCCGCGGCCAAAGAACUGCAAAGCCAGGCCGCCGCCUUGGCCACCCAAACCGCCCACGCGGCAGCCCUCGCACAAACCAAGGGGGAGCUGGAGAGCCAAUUGAAGCAGGCACAGGACGACCUCGCCGACGUCAAAGUGCAGUGGGGAUUGAGCCAGAACCAAGUGCAAACUCAGCUCGCGACGCUGCUCGAAGUCAAGUGUGUGCAGGAAACGCUGCAGUUCCGUCUGAGUGAAUUGGCCGCCGUGGACGCGGCGAGGUCGGCGGAACUGGAUGCGCUGGCCCUGGAAAAGGAGCAACUGCAGCUCGAAGUCCGGACGGCGCACGCCCUCGCGACCCAAAGCCGCGCGGACGCAGACGAGAAGGCGCACGUGUUAGAAUGUGCUGAGUCUACAUAUGCCCAACGCGAAGCGGACUUGCGAGAGAGCCUCCGCGCCGCCGCGGACGCCGAUCGAGCGGCAUUGGUGCGCGAAAUGGACGAGCUGAAGGUUGCGAUGGCCACGUUGCAAGCUGAACAUCAUGCGGAGCUCGAAAGUACGUAAAUACAACACGAUCGUCGGUAGUAAAGGCGACGACGACGACGACGACUGCUGCUGCUGUCGUCUGGGGGAUGACGUAGUUGCUGUCCAAGCUUGGCCAAGAUAUAUAUAUUCCGCAUAUAUAUAUACAUAUAUAUAUAGAAUGAUGACCAUGAAAUGUGUGGUCGUUAAUCAGAUGUAGACUCAUAUCAACAUGAUAUAUAUCAUGGUUUGUAGUUAAACAACGACGACUGGACCAAGUCAUGGACGAAAAGACCCACCUUGGCGCGUCGCUGGCCCAACAUAACCGGUUUGUAACGGCCGUGCAAGCGGAGAAAGCAAACUUGGUGUCGAGCUUACAAGCGGCGCAGUCGACCACGUACAGUUUGGGCCAGACGGUGGUCCAGUUGCAGGACGACCUGGCGCGGGAGAAGAAGCGCGUGGCCGCCGCCGAAGUCGCGUAUGAAGAGUCUCUGCGAUGGCAUGAGGCGCAAAAAGGCCUGGAAGAGUCGUACAGUAGUAGUACCGGUAGUAGUAGUGGUAGGAUUAGCGUCGAGCAGCAGCCUUAAGGUGUGUACUGUAUAGUACAGUACGUAAACCGUUGAAACGGGGACUGUAUAUAAUAGCUAGAGUACAGUAGUACUAGUAGUACUAGUAGU
Aphanomyces astaci is the source of this 2952-nucleotide messenger RNA. RefSeq lists its product as hypothetical. The transcript is spliced from 4 exons. The record is from RefSeq and is a predicted model, not a curated record. Bases 35 to 2317 code for a protein of 760 amino acids. Gene Ontology annotation, molecular function: protein binding. Lineage: Eukaryota; Oomycota; Saprolegniomycetes; Saprolegniales; Verrucalvaceae.